AUGACCACAAACACCAUCAUCGAGCGCAACCGCACCUCCUCUCCGCUCCUGCGCCUGCCUCAAGAGCUCCGCGACCAAAUCUACGGAUACUUGCACUACACCAGCUUCCUCACCAAGGAAGAGGGUCCCCUGCCGAGGAUGUACUGCAGGCGAAAAUUCCGCUACCUCGUCCCCAACGUCCUCGCGCUCAGUCAGGUGUGCCGGCAGCUGCGCGACGAAGCGGAUCUGCAGUCAUUGACAUUCAGUGUCGUCGAAGAGGACGGAGGAAUCCUUUUCAACACGGUGGUGAUGCUGCCCCGCCAGCAGGGUGUCACUUGGGUGAAUUGGAUCAAAAGGCUCCCGACAAAAUAG
Parastagonospora nodorum SN15 is the source of this 351-nucleotide messenger RNA. RefSeq lists its product as hypothetical. The record is from RefSeq and is a predicted model, not a curated record. The coding region runs from base 1 to 351 and encodes 116 amino acids. Gene Ontology annotation, molecular function: protein binding. NCBI's taxonomy places the organism in Eukaryota, Fungi, Ascomycota, Dothideomycetes, Pleosporales, Phaeosphaeriaceae. The transcript is spliced from 2 exons.